CAAAAACAUGCGCCGUAGUGUUGUUGCUUGCCAGACUAUUCAUCCACCGUGUUGCAAGAUGUUCAUAGCUUGAAGUUUUCGGGGACAUCGCGUGCUUAUAUUUCGAUGACGAGGCCGCGGGUGCCUUUCUUAUGUCAUCAUAUUCCGAAACGGGGUGCAACGCCAAGUCUCGGUGAUAUCGCGCGCGAAGCUGUUGUCUACACGAUUCACAACCAUCCAAACUCCACAACCACGGCCCUGUGCCAUCUCCAAUUUCAGUUCCACUCCAUUUCCAGUCUUUCCUUCACUAUACAGGACCAAACGCCUUUACUGGUGCUCACUCGCCGAUUUCCUCGCCAACUCCCCCAGCCUACUCAGGCGCCACUCUCCAGCUCCACCCGAUUCCACCGUCUUCUCCCUCUCCGUUCGCAACUUUCGUUAUCUCGACGCCCACCUCUGUUCCAUCAAGAGACAACCCUGAUCUGUGGCCGACAAUAAACUUCCACUAUGGUCGGUCUGACAUCCGCAGCCGGCCUCGUCGGAUUCCUGGCGGAACCCGAUACUGCUCUACGGUCAUUUGCCCUCCAAAGACUCAAUAGCGAUAUUGACCUGCUGUGGCCAGAAGUUGCUGGAUCAGUCAGUGAAAUUGAAGCCUUGUAUGAGGAUGAGUCGUUCCCGGAGCGGGAGCUCGCUGCUCUUGUAGCUGCAAAGGUUUAUUACCAGCUCCAGGAGUACAACGAGAGUAUGGUCUUUGCGCUCGGAGCUGGAAAGCUGUUUGAUAUUCACCACAACGGUGAAUUCGAAGAGACAAUCCUAGCGAAAUGUCUCGAUACCUACAUUGCUCUCUCUGCCAUGCACAACCCUCCCACUCCGAUAAGCCGCGCUAAUCAAGCUCCCCCACAACUCAUCACCUCCUUCUCGAACCAGGCUGGAGGUGCCAGCACAGCAGCAAGCAUGACCUCGCCGAUAACACCGUUCUCUCAAUCAGCGCUUCCCUCAAAGUCUCUUCUCUCCCGGCAAGACUCGGAAACCUUCGAUCCUACCAUCCCUGGUGGCGGCAACGCAGGAGUUGUCGGCGCACACCCCACACCGCUGGUAUUGCAAAGGAGCGUCCAGAAGAACCUUCAAGCGACCAUACGACGCAUUUUCGAGAGCUGCUACGAGAACGGUGAUUACAAGCAAGUCGUUGGCAUUGCUAUUGAGGCGCGGAAUCUAGACAUCCUUCGGGAGGCUUUCUUGCGGGCUAACCAGGAGGAUAAGAGACAGGGCAAGAAGCCAGCCACAGGUUCCCCCUCAAGGGGAGAGGAACUUAUGGAGUAUGUGCUUGAUAUCUGCAUGAACGUAGUACAAGAGCGAGGACUUCGACACAAGAUACUCGAGCUGAUUCUAGAGUUGUUGAACGACAUCCCCAACCCUGAUUACUUCUCAAUCGCCAAAUGCGUAGUGUAUCUGAACCAGCACUCUUUGGCCUCGAACCUUAUUCGACAACUCGUGCAGCGCGAUGAUCCCAAAUCUCUUGCCGUUGCCUACCAGAUAUCCUUUGAUCUCUACGAGAACGGCACGCAGGAGUUCCUUGCCAAGGUCAUGGAGGAGCUUCCCGAAUCUGACGAGGAUGAAACGUCUGGAGAAAACGGAGACGCAUCGCACAAGCCCCAGUCUGAUGAAGCCGGAGAAUCAGAUGGCCUUCUAGCUAACGCCGAUACUAGCAAUGUCUCAGCUGCCGCUUCUCGUAAAAAGCCCACGGAUUCGUCCGAAGAGGAGUUGAAAGCAUACAACAGCGUGCGCCAGGUUCUCCGAGGUACCAAGAGCAUCGAGUUGAACCUGGAAUUCCUCUACCGGAACAACCGUACCGACAAGAACAUCCUCAACAAGAUCCGUGAUAGUCUGGAGGCUCGAAACUCAAUUUUCCACACCAGUGUAACAUUCGCCAAUGCUUUCAUGAACGCUGGUACCACCAACGACACAUUCUUCCGAGAGAAUCUGGAAUGGCUAGGGAAGGCUGUAAAUUGGUCCAAGUUCACCGCAACCGCUGCCCUAGGAGUCAUCCACCGUGGCAAUAUCACUCAGGGGCAGAAACUAUUGGAUCCUUAUCUUCCCAAGGACAACGUUUCAUCAAGCUCACACUACGAGCAGGGCGGAUCUCUUUACGCCUUGGGCUUGAUUUACACCAACCACGGAACACAUGUUCUAGACUAUCUUCUACGACAAUUCCAAAAUGCUUCUGAGGAAGUCAUUCAGCAUGGUGGAGCUCUUGGUCUAGGUGUUGCAGGCAUGGCAACUGGCUCAGAGGAGAUUUUCGACUCUUUCAAGAGUGUUCUGUACACCGACUCUGCCAUCAACGGAGAGGCAGUCGGCCUUGCCAUGGGCUUGGUCAUGCUGGGUACUGGCAAUAUCAAGGCCCUCGAAGAGAUGAUCCAGUACGCACACGACACACAGCACGAGAAAAUCGUCCGCGGAUUGGCUAUCGGCAUGGCUCUCAUUAUGUACGGCCGACAAGAGGCUGCCGAUGAGCUGAUCAACGGCCUACUGGACGACCCGGACCCGACUCUCCGUUAUGGCGGUAUCAUGACCCUCGCCCUCGCAUACUGUGGCACAGGCAGUAACAAGGCCGUGCGAAAGCUUCUCCACGUCGCCGUCAGCGACGUCAGCGACGAUGUACGCAGAAUUGCCGUCAUGAGUCUGGGUUUCGUCCUCUUCAGGAAGCCCGGUAGCGUUCCCCGCAUGGUAGAGCUUCUUGCAGAGUCUUACAACCCCCACGUGCGAUACGGAGCCACCAUGGCUCUCGGUAUUGCCUGUGCAGGAACUGGACUGGAGGAUGCUAUUGAUCUCCUUGAGCCCAUGAUGAAAGACUCGACCGACUUUGUUCGCCAGGGUGCACUCAUCUCCCUUGCUAUGAUCUUGGUGCAACAAAAUGAGGCCAUGAACCCUAAGGUGGCAGCCAUCAGGAAGACUCUCGCUAAGAUCGUUGCGGACCGCCAUGAGGAUGCUAUGGCCAAGUUCGGAUGCGCUCUUGCCCUUGGUAUCAUCGAUGCAGGAGGCCGCAAUUGCACAAUCGGACUGCAAACACAGACCGGAAACCUCAACAUGACUGCAAUUGUAGGAAUGGCCGUGUUCACUCAAUACUGGUACUGGUUCCCAUUGACCCAUUUCUUGUCCCUCAGCUUUACUCCUACGGCUAUCAUUGGUGUCGAUCAAGAUCUGGAAAUUCCUUCAUUCAAGUUCCACAGCAACACAAGACCAAGCAUGUUCGACUAUCCACCAGAGCAGGAGGUUAAGACAGAGGAGGCACCAGAGAAGGUCAAGACGGCAGUCCUUUCUACGACAGCUCAAGAUAAGCGCAGGAAAGCGGUCAAGGCUCGACAACGACGACGCGAGAGUAUGGAUAUUGAUAUGACCCCAGCUACGCCCAAGAUAUCCGCCACAGACGAUGACAGGAUGGACGUCGAUGAUGACGUGAAGAAGGAGGACAAGGUUGAAGGCGAGGAUGACACCCCUGCAGCUGAGGUUGCAAAGAAGAAGGCGGAGAAAGAGAAGGUCGGUUAUGAAUUAGAGAACAUGUCUCGCGUGCUGCCAGGACAAGUCAAGUAUAUCAGCUUCCCAGAUGAGCGAUAUGUGCCGAUCAAGAAGCCAACUGGAGGCGUCGUUCUCUUGACAGACACCAAGCCAUCUGAACCAAAGACUCUACUCGAGUUGAAGGUUAAGAAGACAACAGCGCCAGCUCCCACUCCUGGUGCUGGUCGCUCGUCAAAUGACGACCUAGCGCGAGCUGUGCGAGAUAGUUCGUUCUCUACUCCUAUCACGACCAAUACAGUGGAUGAGGGAGAUGAAGAGGCAUCACUACCUGGAGAAUUUGACUAUCUCUCAGACGGUGGCGAUGGCGAGGAGGAGUAAAUCAUUGUGGAUGGGGGAAUAAGUGCAUAUUUGUACCAUCAUUUGGGGCUCACGGUAGCCGGAGGACAUCAGACUUGCAUUACUGGGAGGCAUAAGUAGCAACCCAGAGAUUCCACAGCUCGUUUAGACUUUGCUUCAGCAAUGUAUAAUAGCCCUUAAGGCCUGCUACACGGCUCUGUAGUCUAUGCCGCUUAUAAUGGACA
Molecule: messenger RNA, 4073 nt
Organism: Aaosphaeria arxii CBS 175.79
Lineage: Eukaryota; Fungi; Ascomycota; Dothideomycetes; Pleosporales
Product: 26S proteasome regulatory complex, non-ATPase subcomplex, Rpn2/Psmd1 subunit
Exons: 5
Coding region: 487-3870 (1127 amino acids)
Biological process (GO): regulation of protein catabolic process; proteasome-mediated ubiquitin-dependent protein catabolic process
Cellular component (GO): proteasome regulatory particle, base subcomplex; proteasome complex; nucleus
Molecular function (GO): enzyme regulator activity
Source: RefSeq, a predicted model, not a curated record